Molecule: messenger RNA, 1907 nt
Organism: Haliotis rufescens (red abalone)
Lineage: Eukaryota; Metazoa; Mollusca; Gastropoda; Lepetellida; Haliotidae
Product: histamine H2 receptor-like
Exons: 1
Coding region: 1-1248 (415 amino acids)
Biological process (GO): G protein-coupled receptor signaling pathway
Cellular component (GO): membrane
Molecular function (GO): G protein-coupled receptor activity
Source: RefSeq, a predicted model, not a curated record
AUGUUACUCUAUUUACAGGUUACUUGUCAGGUGACAGCUGCUCUGGCCAAUGUUCUAUGCAUCAGCUCUGUGUGGUCCGUCAUCGGAAUUGCUUUGGACCGGUAUUUAGCAAUAACGUAUUGCCUCCGGUACUCAACCUGGUCGCCAAAGAAAUAUGGAGGUGGAAUCAUGCUCUUCAUUUGGAUUAUCUCCCUUGUUUUAGGACUCUCACCUUUAUUAUCAUGGGGAGGCGUGGAGAUUCAAAACGUCAUUUUUACGUGUGUGACAACAUGGACGGGUCAUAUCAGCUAUGCAAUAACUGUUCUCUUGGUGUGCUAUAUUAGUCCAUUAGCUGUCAUGAGUUUUAGCUAUUGGAGGAUAAUAACAGUAGCCCGAAAACACGCCAGGCGAAUCGGUGACGUCACAGCCCAUGCUGAUGGGACCCGACGUCACGUCAGCACGACGGGAGCCGUGGCAGCAGGAGCAAUGUUCUCUGUCAGGCGUCUAUCAAUGUUGAGUUUCCCUGGUAACGUGAAAUCGGACUUCAAUAGUUGUUAUGACAACGACUUCAACAGCGGUACCUCAGUGACGAGCAAUACGUUGCCAAUAAGACGCAACAUCCGGGCAACAUUACGUCUGCUUGGAUUAACACUGAUUUUUGUCACCUGUUGGUUUCCAUAUAGUUUACUUCGGAUGUACAAUUCUAUAUAUGGCGACAGUAACUAUCCAUACGUUGUGUCUAUAGCGCUUUGUCUUGCUUUAACAAACAGUGCGAUAAAUCCAAUUGUUUAUGCUAUUUGUAGCAAACACUUCCGGUAUGCGUCCAAACGGUUAAUUCGUUGUAAAAAAUCAACUGUCGUUGAGGUUAAUAGGCACAACAACCAUGAUUUUGCGUCGUCUUACACAAGCUUCCUCCGGAAUUUGCGGACACCAGCAUUGGAGGGACAUGACCAUGCGCACGCCUCUCCGCCUCGUACACCAGAAACUUCCAGUUCUGUCAUCGAUUCCCGACCAUCAUCUGCGUUUUCGGAUUCUGUUUCCAGACGGCAAUUGCUUGCCGUGCCAAGACACAGCAUUGGUGAUACUACUGGGUUCUUACUGCCCAAUGCCGUUUCUAAUAAUGACACUGACAGCUUGAGCAGAGGAACGGAGAGUACUAGAGGAGAACCAGGGAUAUCCAAACGCAGCAGUGUUUGUACUAUAGCAGAGUAUUUGUAUGACAAACAAAAUACCGCGAAUAUUGAGAUAAGGCUAGAAUUAGUUAUUUAACAACUGCGUACGAUAUAUUUGUGAAAUCCUUAUAGAAACAUGUUGUUUUGCUCAUACUUUAAUUAUAUUUUCGGGUAAAUAACUUGCAGUAUUUAAAAAGUUUAAUAUUUAUAAUCAUUUUAAAACGUCGCAAUAGCGUAUGUUGAAAAACAUUUUAACCAAAAGUUUGUCCGUUCAAUAUUAGUGACAUGUUUUGAUUGUAUGUUGUUUAACGCCAUACUUUGCAAAAGUCCAGCUACAUCAUGGCGGCCUAUAAUUGAUCGAAUCUGGACCAGACAAACCAGUGAUUGAUAUUAUAAGCAACGUCCUAAUCCAAUCAAAGAUUCGCCGAGCAUGAACUGUCGAUCAAUUUAUUUGCCUGUUGCGACGAGCGCGUGCUGCUAGAGAUAUUCUAGCGAGGAGUUCCGGCCGGGAGGUGCAAGUCGUGCAAGGCCGAGAAAUAUUAUGUUAUGUGACGAUCGCGUCAUUUAAAGUGAAACCAAAAGUCCAUACACAAAAUACUUUGUCUUGUCCUAAUAGCUUCAAGCUUUUGUUUAUAUUUUGUUUGAUGCCUACAGUAUUUGUCCACAUUGUGAAGUGCUUGACUCAACCUUUUGUCUGUAAUUUCAUGAUUUGUAUGUAUGGAAUUAUCUGUAUACCUGAUACCCAGCCAAAGACGU